Lemur catta (Ring-tailed lemur) is the source of this 2753-nucleotide messenger RNA. RefSeq names its product stomatin (gene STOM). NCBI's taxonomy places the organism in Eukaryota, Metazoa, Chordata, Mammalia, Primates, Lemuridae. The coding region runs from base 67 to 918 and encodes 283 amino acids. The transcript is spliced from 7 exons. The record is from RefSeq and is a predicted model, not a curated record. Gene Ontology annotation, cellular component: plasma membrane.
CCCCUCCGGGCAUUCCUGGCGGCAUCUGCGGGCCCUCGCUGACAGCCCGACCCCGGCUCCAGCAGCAUGGCUGAGAAGCGGCACACGGCGGACACCGAAGGCCGGCGGGCCGCCAGCUCUUUCAGUGAUGGUUGUACGGGCCUUGGACCUUGUGGAUGGCUUUUGGUGAUUGUCUCAUUCUUAUUCACACUUAUAACUUUCCCAAUAUCAAUAUGGAUGUGCAUAAAGAUUAUAAAAGAGUAUGAAAGAGCCAUCAUCUUUAGAUUGGGUCGCAUUUUACAAGGAGGAGCCAAAGGGCCUGGUUUGUUUUUCAUUCUGCCGUGUACUGACAGCUUCAUCAAAGUGGACAUGAGAACUAUUUCAUUUGAUAUUCCUCCUCAGGAGAUCCUCACCAAGGAUUCAGUGACAAUUAGCGUAGAUGGUGUGGUCUAUUACCGCGUUCAGAAUGCAACCCUGGCUGUGGCAAAUAUCACCAACGCGGACUCCGCAACCCGUCUGUUGGCACAAACUACCCUGAGGAACGUUUUGGGCACCAAGAACCUCUCUCAGAUCCUCUCUGACAGAGAAGAAAUUGCACACAACAUGCAGAGUACUCUGGAUGACGCCACCGAUGACUGGGGAAUAAAGGUGGAGCGUGUGGAAAUUAAGGACGUGAAACUACCUGUGCAGCUCCAGAGAGCUAUGGCUGCAGAAGCGGAAGCAUCCCGGGAGGCCAGAGCUAAGGUCAUUGCAGCUGAGGGAGAAAUGAAUGCAUCCAGGGCUCUGAAAGAAGCCUCCAUGGUCAUCACUGAAUCUCCUGCAGCCCUUCAGCUCCGAUACCUUCAGACACUGACCACCAUCGCUGCUGAGAAAAACUCAACGAUUGUCUUCCCUCUGCCCAUUGAUAUGUUACAAGGCAUCAUAGGGGCAAAACGCUGAGCCAUACGGGCCAGCACAGAGAUGAGCUCUACCCUUCCAGGGAUGAAGUGGGGGACCAAAUUAGCCUUUAACUCAUAAGGAGAGGGUAGGGCAGGGAAGCUCAAAUAUUCUCCCUUUCUUUCCCUUUCCAUAUGUCAAGUGGUGUUCUUAGAAUAUAUAGUAAUCAUAGAAACAGAUGAAGGAAUUGUUAGCUUGUAAACACUGAAAGAGAGAGAUUGGUGAUUUAUAUAAGUAAUCUCUUACUCUUUAAAAUAAUUAAAAGUUUGUAUUUUUAGAUUAUCAUGGAGUAGGUUAAAUCCUACUUCUUUUGACUUCCAUUGAGUCAUUCUGAACUCUCCAGGCAACCAGGCCAGAGGCAAGAACAUAGACUCUAACUGCCACCAGACACCCCUGGCCGGAUAAAUGCUUUGCAGAAAGUGAUAACCUUAUGCUACAACCAGCUUCUCUGGGCCACAUGUGCCUUACCUCCAGGGAGUCUUAAUUAAGGAAAUUUCCCUAAUAUCUGUUUACUCUUUAAACACAAAGUUCAGAAUAAUCCUCACUUGAGAGGAGGCCUUUUCUUGCCUGUACCUGUCAGAAUUAGAAGAACUGGUCAAGAUUGAUGAAAAAGAUUACCUUAGCCUUUUGAAGAUUUUUCAAUUCUAUUAUAGUGCUCCUUUUUAAAACAAUAUGUUCAUCUUUUUUAACUUCUUUGAGCCUUCUUUAUGAGCAAAUGAUUCCUCUGUGGUCUGUCUUUCAAACCAGCUAAAUAUUUGUCACAAAAGUGCUUUUUUCUCACUUUUGCCUAUUUUCAUAUAUCAGGUUUUAAAGUUUUAAUUUUUUAAUAAAAUUUUCUCAAAGUUCUAUAAGCAGUUAUAUACCCAUUUGAAUAGCUGAAGGACUAAAAUAAUUUUUUAAAAAUAUCUUCAGGAAACAAUUAUAUUUUACUGUCUGCAUGCUAUUAACUCUUAUACGCUCUGAAAUAUCUUGGUUAUAAGCCAAUUCAUUAAGUAGUAUAAGGAAUUCACAAUAUAUUGGCACAUAAUGUCUAAUGAGCUUGGGCAGACACUGUCAAACUUAGACUAUCUAUGUAGAUGUAGGUCUUUGUUAUUUGCCUAGUCAUUCUUGAUCAUAUAUAUUGAUACUGAAAAAGGAAGUGGUCAGCCCCUCUGGACCACAGUUUCUUGGUCUGUAAUGUUAGGAAACACCUUCUGUUUUGCAAAUGCCCGGGAAUCUGAGCAACCUGGCGUUCUUCCUACUGGCCUGGAAAGCUGGCUGGUGACAUUUGUAACACUUCCUCUUUGAGAUUCUGAGUUCACUUAGAGAAGUCUAAGAAUAACAGCUUCCUUUCCCAGCACCACGUUUCAUAUCUGUCCUCAGCUUAAUCUCUUUGUCAAUCCCAGCAUGUGGAUGGAUGUCCCUUCCCCUACAUCCCACUUCCAAGCUUAUUUUGGCAAGCCUUGAACCACCAUGUAUCCUGGUUCCUAGCUGAGUUUAUCAGAAGUGUAUGAAGCAUUUCAACUUGGAACUCAAGUCGCAUUUAUAUCUCGAAUUUUAAAAUGGUAGUUUUAUCUGCUUUGUGAGGUGGCUCACCCUUGACCACUGAGGACCAGGAAACCCCUAUCCUGGAUGAAAAUCUCUUCCUAGAUUUAAAGUAACAUUGCUUUUGGUUCUUUGAGUUUCCGUAUCUCCAGAUACCAAAUGAUGUUCACUUUCUGCCCUGUGGUUGAAAUCAAAUCGCUUGGGAGGUAGGAAGCAUAGAAGGAGCUCUAGGAUGAGAGUGUUGGUGCAAGAGUUUUAUCAAGUGGCCUCCCUUUCCAGCAGUGUACAUAAUAAAGUGUGUGUACUUUAGCUAA